This is a messenger RNA of Globicephala melas (long-finned pilot whale), 517 nucleotides long. RefSeq names its product ribosomal protein L36 (gene RPL36). Gene Ontology annotation, biological process: cytoplasmic translation. Gene Ontology annotation, cellular component: ribosome; cytosolic large ribosomal subunit. Lineage: Eukaryota; Metazoa; Chordata; Mammalia; Artiodactyla; Delphinidae. The record is from RefSeq and is a predicted model, not a curated record. Gene Ontology annotation, molecular function: structural constituent of ribosome.
GCGCGCAUGCUCAGGGGGCCCACAGGGACGCCUCCAGCCGCCAGGGGGAGCCCGCGACAUUCCUGCCUCUCUGGCCCGCGCCGCCCGCGGGUCGGUAGAAAUCCCAGAGUUCGGCGCGUUUGAGGCCCUUCCGCCGCGGCAGCCAUUAAAGAGCAGCAGCCAUGGCUCUGCGCUACCCCAUGGCCGUGGGCCUCAACAAGGGCCACAAGGUGACCAAGAACGUGAGCAAGCCGAGGCACAGCCGCCGCCGUGGGCGCCUCACCAAGCACACCAAGUUCGUGCGGGACAUGAUCCGGGAGGUGUGCGGCUUUGCCCCUUAUGAGCGGCGGGCCAUGGAGCUGCUCAAGGUCUCCAAGGACAAGCGGGCCCUCAAGUUCAUCAAGAAAAGGGUGGGGACACACAUCCGUGCCAAGAGGAAGAGAGAGGAGCUGAGCAAUGUCCUGGCCGCCAUGAGGAAGGCGGCAGCCAAGAAGGACUGAGCCCUUCCCCUCUGUGCACAAUAAAACUUUUCCAGAAA